Molecule: messenger RNA, 723 nt
Organism: Closterium sp. Naga37s-1
Lineage: Eukaryota; Viridiplantae; Streptophyta; Zygnematophyceae; Desmidiales; Closteriaceae
Source: the annotation of a GenBank genome assembly
AUGGGCGGAAAAGGAGGAGAUGGAAGGAGGGAAGGGAUGAGUGGGGAAGGAGGAGGAGGAGGAGGAGGAGGAGGAGGAGGAGGAGGAGGAAGAGGAGGAGGAGGAGGAGGAGGAGGAGGAGGAGGAGGAGGAGGAGGAGGAGGAGGAGGAGGAGGAGGAGGAGGAGGAGGAGAGAGCUUUCGGCAGCCGUCGCUUUCGUUGAGAAUCGAUUAUUGGGAGGAGAUGCAGCACUUUUCCCUCAACGAACGGAUUUUCUGCCUCACUACUGUAACGAACACUCGUGAUGACAUCCCAAGGGGCGUCUUCGCUCGCAUUUGGGACGUGGAUGCUGCUGAUGAGGCCGCUGUCCUUCCCCAGGGCCGUCCCCGGUUCAUCAAGGUGCUUCACUUUGACUCCCAGCAGCCCUGCGUUGCCCCCUCCUCUGCCACCGCUGUUUUACUGCGAGCCGAUGGGGCCAUUGCCCUCUGGACCGCCACCCAAUGCACCCACCACACGGUUACAUCCCACUGUGUGUCUCCUGAUGGCGUUACAUCUGCGCCAAGACGAGCCUGGCCCCUUGCGCAAAUCCCCCCACCUGCCCCCGAUUCCCCCUUGCGCCUCUUCUCUGUCUUCCCCGCCUUCCGCCGAUUCCCCCUUCCGCAGGGACUGGCGGGAUGCGGUGGUGGCGGAGGAGCGGGAUGGGGGGGGCGCAGGGGGAGAGGCAUUCUGGCGGAAGGUGUUUGA